This is a messenger RNA of Elephantulus edwardii (Cape elephant shrew), 3579 nucleotides long. RefSeq names its product CAP-GLY domain containing linker protein 2 (gene CLIP2). NCBI's taxonomy places the organism in Eukaryota, Metazoa, Chordata, Mammalia, Macroscelidea, Macroscelididae. Gene Ontology annotation, cellular component: cytoplasm; nucleus; microtubule plus-end. Bases 1 to 3579 code for a protein of 1192 amino acids. The record is from RefSeq and is a predicted model, not a curated record. Gene Ontology annotation, biological process: cytoplasmic microtubule organization. The transcript is spliced from 17 exons. Gene Ontology annotation, molecular function: microtubule plus-end binding.
AUGCAGAAGCCCAGCGGCCUGAAGCCCCCCGGCCGCGGGGGGAAGCACUCGAGCCCUGUGGGCCGGACGUCCACUGGGUCAACCUCAGCCUCUGCUGCCGCCGCCACCACCAACUCAAAGGAAGGCUCCCCCCUGCACAAGCAGGGGUCCGGCCCCUCCUCUACCCCCUCCUCUGAGAAGCUGGGCCCCAAGGCGGCCGAGGUGGGCGAUGACUUCCUGGGAGACUUCGUGGUGGGCGAGCGGGUGUGGGUGAACGGCGUGAAGCCCGGUGUGGUACAGUACCUGGGCGAGACGCAGUUCGCACCCGGCCAGUGGGCAGGCGUGGUGCUGGACGACCCAGUGGGCAAGAAUGACGGCUCGGUGGGCGGCGUGCGCUACUUCGAGUGCCCGGCACUGCAGGGCAUCUUCACGCGGCCCUCCAAGCUGACCCGGCAGCCCACGGCCGAGGGCUCGGGCAGCGAUGCCCACUCGGUGGAGUCGCUGACCGCGCAGAACCUGUCCCUGCACUCGGGCACGGCCACCCCUCCGCUGACCAGCCGCGUCAUUCCCCUGCGGGAAAGUGUCCUCAACAGCUCGGUCAAGACGGGCAACGAGUCGGGCUCCAACCUGUCAGACAGCGGCUCCGUGAAGCGGGGGGACAAGGACCUUCGCCUGGGCGACCGAGUGCUGGUUGGUGGGACGAAGACCGGUGUGGUGCGGUACGUGGGGGAGACAGACUUUGCCAAAGGCGAGUGGUGCGGCGUCGAGCUGGACGAGCCCCUCGGCAAGAAUGAUGGAGCCGUGGCGGGCACCAGGUACUUCCAGUGUCCACCCAAGUUUGGUCUCUUCGCCCCCAUCCACAAGGUCAUCCGCAUCGGCUUCCCGUCCACCAGCCCCGCCAAAGCCAAGAAGACCAAGCGAAUGGCCAUGGGGGUGUCGGCGCUCACCCACAGUCCCAGCAGCUCCUCCAUCAGCUCCGUCAGCUCCGUGGCCUCCUCUGUGGGGGGCCGGCCGAGCCGCAGCGGUCUGCUCACGGAGACCUCUUCACGCUACGCCCGCAAGAUCUCAGGCACCACAGCCUUGCAAGAGGCGCUGAAGGAGAAGCAGCAGCACAUCGAGCAGCUGCUGGCCGAGCGGGACCUGGAACGGGCCGAGGUGGCCAAGGCCACGAGCCACAUCUGCGAGGUGGAGAAGGAGAUCGCCCUGCUUAAGGCACAGCACGAGCAGUAUGUUGCAGAAGCCGAGGAGAAGCUGCAGCGGGCACGGCUGCUCGUGGAGAGCGCGCGGAAGGAGAAGGUGGACCUGUCCAACCAGCUGGAGGAGGAGAGGAGGAAGGUGGAGGACCUGCAGUUCCGAGUGGAGGAGGAGUCCAUCACCAAAGGAGACCUGGAGACCCAGACGCAGCUGGAGCACGCGCGCAUUGGGGAGCUGGAGCAGAGCCUGCUACUGGAGAAGGCGCAGGCCGAGCGGCUCCUCAGGGAGUUAGCGGACAACAGGCUGACCACGGUGGCCGAGAAGUCGCGGGUGCUGCAGCUGGAGGAGGAGCUGAGCCUGCGGCGUGGGGAGAUCGAGGAGCUGCAGCAGUGCCUCCUGCACUCGAGCCCCCCACCCGCCGACCACCCCGAGGCGGCCGAGGCCCUGCGCCUGCGCGAGCGCCUGCUGUCGGCCAGCCAGGAGCAGCAGCGCGAGAGCGGGGCGCUGCGCGACAAGUACGAGAAGGCGCUCAAGGCGUACCAGGCGGAGGUGGAGAAGCUGCGCGCCGCCAACGACAGGUACGCGCAGGAGGUGGCGGACCUCAAGGACAAGGUGCAGCAGGCCACCAGCGAGAACAUGGGGCUCAUGGACAACUGGAAGUCCAAGCUGGACUCGCUGGCCUCCGACCACCAGAAGUCCCUGGAGGACCUCAAGGCCACGCUGAACUCGGGCCCCGGCGCCCAGCAGAAGGAGAUCGGGGAGCUGAAGGCGGUGAUGGAGGGCGUCAAGAUGGAGCACCAGCUGGAGCUGGGCAACCUGCGCGCCAAGCACGACCUGGAGACGGCGGUGCACGUGAAGGAGAAGGAGGGCCUGCGGCAGCGGCUGCAGGAGGCCCAGGACGAGCUGGCCGGGCUCCGGCAGCACUGGCGCACCCAGCUCGAGCUGCAGGCAGGCCAGCACCGGCGCGAGCUGCAGGAGGCCCAGGACCAGCGGCGCGACGCCGAGCUGCGGGUGCACGAGCUGGAGAAGCUGGAUGCCGAGUACCGCGGGCAGGCGCAGGCCAUCGAGUUCCUCAAGGAGCAGAUCGCCCUGGCCGAGAAGAAGAUGCGGGACUACGAGGGGCUGCAGCGCUCCGAGGCCCAGAGCCGCCAGGAGGCCGAGAGGCUGCGCGAGAAGCUCCUGGUGGCCGAGAACAGACUGCAGGCCGUGGAGGCCCUGUGCUCGGCCCAGCACGCGCACAUGAUUGAGUCCAGCGACAUUUCCGAGGAGACGAUCCGAAUGAAGGAGACGGUGGAGGGCCUGCAGGACAAGCUGAACAAGAGGGACAAAGAAGUGACAGCCUUGACGUCCCAGACCGAGAUGCUCAGGGCCCAAGUAAGUGCGCUCGAGAGCAAGUGCAAGUCUGGGGAGAAGAAGGUGGACAACCUCCUGAAGGAGAAGCGGCGUCUGGAGGCCGAGCUGGAGGCAGUGACCCGGAAGACCCACGACGCCUCGGGCCAGCUGGUGCUCAUCAGCCAGGAGCUGCUCCGGAAGGAGCGGAGCUUGAAUGAGCUGCGCGUGCUGCUGCUGGAGGCCAACCGCCACUCGCCGGGGCCCGAGCGGGACCUGAGCCGAGAGGUGCACAAGGCUGAGUGGCGCAUCAAGGAGCAGAAGCUCAAGGAUGACAUCCGAGGCCUGAGGGAGAAGCUGACCGGGCUGGACAAGGAGAAGUCCCUGUCGGAACAGAGGCGCUACUCCCUCAUUGACCCAUCCUCGGCCCCCGAGCUCCUGCGGCUGCAGCACCAGCUGAUGAGCACGGAGGACGCACUGCGGGACGCGCUGGACCAGGCCCAGCAGGUGGAGAAGCUCAUGGAGGCCAUGAGGAGCUGCCCCGACAAGUCCCAGGCCCUGAGCACUUCCGGGUCUGCAAAUGGCAUCCACCAGCAAGACAAGGCCCACAAACAAGAGGCAGGGACCAGGAUUGCCACUUUGGAGACAAGAACAGUGUUUGGAACUAUAAUGUACUCACCGCUGUGGACAAUCCCCAUCCCAGAACCCCCUGCCGGACCAGGAGGCUUCCUCAAGCACAGCCUUCCAGGGAGUGUGGCCCAGCCCCGGCGCGGCCUGCAACCACAGCUGGACACAUGGACACCCAGUCGUUUCCAGAAUUUGUUUGGAGGGCAGAAGCCAGCCAGCCAGGCCCUGCCCCCUCGACCCUCCCGUCCACCCACAGGCAGCCCUAGGACCGACGGGGCGCCCUGGACACAGAUGACCCAUCACCAGCUGCUGCCCAGAGGCUCGCCCGAGGCCAGGAGCCGCAGUAUUAGAACUGUGUGGACGCCUGCUGCCCGUCGCCCCACCAGCGACCUGGGCCAGCCCUGGCGCGGAGCUGGGCAGGGGCAGCCACACGGGAGUCCAGAGCUGUGA